AUGCCUAAAAUAUGCAAUCACGGAGUAUGUAUCAAUCUUCCUGGAUCUUACCAGUGCUAUUGUAAACCAGGCUACACGGGCGACAAUUGCGAUCAAGAUAUUGAUGAAUGUUUGUCUUCGCCCUGUAAAAAUGGUGGAACUUGCCAGAAUUUGGAAAAUAACUACGAAUGUACUUGUGUUGAAGGAUAUGAGGGAAAGGAUUGUUCGAUAAACAUAAACGAGUGUGCAGCAAAUCCUUGCGCGUCCGGCUCUACGUGUGUGGAUGGUAUCGCGAGCUACAAGUGCGUGUGCCAGGAAGGACUCACCGGAGCGCAUUGCGAGACUGAUAUUGAUGAUUGCGAGUCGCAACCGUGCCAGCACGGCGGGCGCUGCGUGGACGAGCUGAACGGCUACGCGUGCGACUGCGCCGGCACCGGCUACAGCGGCGACGACUGCGCCACCAACAUCGACGAGUGCGCGCCGCGCCCCUGCCGCAACGGCGGCACCUGCAUCGACGACGUCAACGACUACCACUGCGCCUGCUACCCGGGAUUCACCGGCAAGAACUGCGAGACGGACAUAGACGAGUGCGCGUCGUCCCCCUGCAAGCAUGGCGGCGUGUGCCUGCAGCGCAGCGCGCGCGCGUUGUACCGCGCGCCCGACGCGCCCGCGCUGCCCGUGGGCCCGCAGCCGCACAUGCUGCUGCCCGCCGACUUCUACCAGCCCUUCGCGCUGCAGAACGCGAGCGGCUUCGCGUGCGUGUGCGUGGCCGGCACGCAGGGCGCGCGCUGCGAGGUCAACGUGGAUGAGUGCGCGUCCUCGCCGUGCCGUCACGGCACGUGCGUGGACGGCGUGGGCGCGUACGCGUGCGAGUGCGCUGCCGGCUACGAGGGCGCGCACUGCGAGCUGGACAUCGACGAGUGCGCGCGCUACGCGCCCUGCGCGCACGGCCGCUGCCUGGAUGCGCGCGCUGCUUACGAGUGCGUGUGCGACGCGGGCUGGGGCGGCCGCAACUGCAGUGUGGCGCUGGCCGGCUGCCGCGCCGCGCCCUGCCGCCACGGCGGCACCUGCCUGCCCUGGCUGCGCAGCGAGACCGAGCACCGCUUCAACUGCUCCUGCGCGCCCGGCUACUACGGCACCACCUGCGAGAAGAUCACCACCAUGUCGCUCGAGAGGAGCAGCUACGCCGAGGUGAACACCUCGCGCGAGGAGGGCUACGACAUCUCCUUCCGCUUCAAGACCACGCUGGGCAGCGGCCUGCUCGCCAUGGGCCGCGGCCUCACCUACUUCUUCCUCGAGCUCUCCAACGGCCGCCUCAACCUGCACUCCUCGCUGCUCAACAAGUGGGAGGGGGUGUUCAUCGGAUCCAAUCUCAACGACAGCCAUUGGCAAAAGGUAUUCGUGACGAUAAACUCGUCGCACCUGGUGCUGGCGGCCAACGAGGAGCAGACCAUCUACCCCAUCAGCCAGAACGAGGCGUUCAACGCGUCGGUAACGUCGUUCCCGUCCACGCGCCUGGGCACGGCCGGCUCCUCCUACGGCAGCUUCACGCACGGACCCAACUUCUUCGUCGGCUGCGUCCAGGAUGUCGUGGUCAACGGACAAUGGGUCCUCCCUGAAGACUCAAACUCCAGCCUAGUCCUAGACGGCAUGGGCGCGGGCGCGGACAACGAGACGGCGGACGAGGCGGAGGGCGCAGAGGGCGGCGCGGAGGCAGAGGGCGUGGAGGCGGAGGGCGGCGAGGGUGCGGAGGGCGCGGUAGCCACGCGUGCGCUGCUGCACGGCGUGCUGGCGUCGUGCCCGCGCACGCCGCAGUGCGCGCCCAACCCCUGCCUGUCGGGCGGCGCCUGCGAAGACCACUGGACCUCCUUCCGCUGCACCUGCCCGCGCCCCUACCUCGGCGACACCUGCCAGUACAACUACACGGCGGCGACGUUCGGGCAGGAGGCGGCGCGGCCGCGCUCGGUGGUGACGGUGGCGGUGUCGGAGGCGGCGCGGCGCGCGGUGCACGCGGCGCUCGACAUCUCCAUGUUCGUGCGCACGCGCAAGCCCACCGGACAGAUCUUCUACCUCGGCUCGCUGCCCAAGUACGGCCAAACCGAGGAGACGUUAGUGGGCGCGUCGCUGAAGGGCGGCGAGCUGCUCGUGCACCUACGCUUCAACCAGACGCCCGAGGACUACACCGUGGGCGGCACGCGCCUCGACAACGGACACUUGCAUCUCAUACAGGUUGUGAGAAAUUCAACAUUAGUUCAAGUGAAACUGAAUGGCACUGAAUAUUUCCGAAAAUCUAUAUCCGCUGCGAAGCAACUUGACGCGCAGGUGCUGUACUUGGGCGGGCCGCCGCCCCCGCCCGCGCCGCCCACGCCGCCCGCCCCGCCGCCCGACGCCGCCGUGCCGCCCGCCACGCCCGCGCCCGCCCUGCCCGAGCCCGACGACGCCGACUAUUUCAAGGGAGUCAUACAGGACGUCCAGGUGUCGAACGGCGUGAACGUGACGGUGGUGGAGUUCUUCCCGCUGGCGGCGGCGGGGCUACGCGUGCCGCCGCCCUUCGGCGAGGUGUCGCUGGACGCGCGCGGCGUGCUGCGCGGCGUGGUGUCCGACGACGCCUGCGCCUCGCGCCCCUGCCUGCACAACGCCUCAUGCGAGCUCACCUGGAACGACUACACGUGCACGUGUCCACGAGGGUACAAGGGCAAACAGUGUGCUGAAGUAGAGUUCUGCCAGCUGCAGGGCUGCCCGCUCAACUCGCACUGUCGCAACCUAGACCGCGGAUACGAGUGCGUGUCGAACGCGACGUUCGACGGCGUGAACACGACGCUGCGCUACCGCCUGCGCGUGCCGCGCGGCGCCGCGCUCGAGCCCGCCGAGCCGCUCGACCUGCCGCAGUCGCUCACCAUCACCUACAGGAGCAAGGUGGGCGGCACGCUGUUCCACGCGCAGUUGCCGGGCGCGGAGGCGGGCGGCGAGGGGCACGUGUUCAGCGUGGGGCUGUACAAGGGGCAGGUGGGCGUGCAGUGGCGGCUGGGCGCGCUGCCCGCGCUGCGCCGCAUGCGCGCGCGCCGCCCGCACACCGACUGGGUCACGCUGCGGCUCAUGUUCCUGGGCGACACCAUCACAGGCGCGUUCGUAGACAGCGAGGGUCACGAGGAGGUGGGGCUGUCUGACAACAUCGACGUGGCGGCGUGGCAGCGCCUCGUGACGCAGGGCGACAUCACGCUGGGCGGCGUGCGCGCGCCUGCGCCUGCCCUCACUUCCGCCCCGCCGCCCUCCACCACGCCUGCCUUCGCCUCCGCCUUCUACACCACCUCCAUGGAGAACUCAACAGAUCCUAAUAUGAUCGAAUACUCAGAAGGUGAUGAAUUCAUAGAUGACAAUCUGGCCGGAGAAUACUUUAAGGGGUGCCUGGGCGCGGUGCACGUGGGGUCGCUGCUGCUGCCGUUCUUCACGGAGGAGCAGCUGUUCGUGGGGUCGGCGGCGGCGCUGCUUGCCGCACAGCCGCACUACGCGCUGGUGGCGGGCGCGGCGUGGGGCGCGCGCGCCGGCGUGGGCUGCGUGCUGUGCGUGGAGGCGCAGUGCGUGCGCGGCGCCUGCGCCGACGUGCGCCGCUCCUACGCCUGCGCCUGCCCCGCGGGCUACGCCGGCGACUACUGCCAGCGCGACAUCGACGAGUGCCAGCACCACCAGUGCCGCAACGGCGCCGUCUGCCGCGACCUCGUUGCCGCGUACGAGUGCAUCUGCCCCAAGGGGUUCGACGGACAGUUCUGCGAGCACGACAUUGACGAGUGCUCGUCGUCGCCGUGCGCAAACGGCGGCACGUGCGUGGACCUGCCGGGCGGCUACCGCUGCGACUGCGCGGCGGAGUGGCGCGGCGUGGACUGCGCGACGCCGCGCACGCGCACGUGCGCGCACGCGCCCUGCGCCGCGCCCGCCGCGCGCGCGCGCUGCCUCGACGUGCCCGACACGGUGAAUGGUAACAACUACACGUGCGAGUGCUCGGAAGGCUUCGAGGGCGUGCACUGCGAGCUCGCCUUCUGCGACGUCACGCCCUGCGUCAACGGACACUGUGAAUCUGAUUCUAUUCCGCCGCGGUGCGCGUGCGAGGCGGGCUGGAGCGGGCGGCUGUGCGAGGCGGAGCGCGACGAGUGCGCCGGCGCCGCCGCCUGCCUGCACGGCGGCCGCUGCGUGCCGCGCCGCCGCCCGCCGCUGUGCGACUGCCCGCCGGAGUGGCAGGGCGCGCGCUGCGAGGUGGACGUGGACGAGUGCGCGGCGGCGGCCGUGGACUGCGGGCCCGGCCUCUGCCGCAACCUGCCCGGCGGCUACACUUGUGAGUGCGCGGAGGGCUACUGCGGGCACGAGUGCGCGCUGCCGGACCCGUGCGUGACGCAGGGCGGCGAGGGCGGCGCGGGCGGGCCCUGCCUGCACGGCGGGCGCUGCGAGCAGCGCUGCGCCGCCACCGUGGACUACGUCUGCGAGUGCGUGGACGGCUGGACCGGCAAGAACUGCUCGCACCAGGUGGUGUCGAUGGAGGCGGGGGCGGGCGGCGCGGCGACGACGCACAUCUGGCUGGGCGUGGGCGGCGCGCUGCUGGCGCUGGCGCUGGGCGGCGCGGCGCUGGCGGCACUGGCGGCGCAGGCGCGGCGCAAGCGCGCCACGCGCGGCACCUACUCGCCCUCCGGCCAGGAGUACUGCAACCCGCGCGCCGAGAUGAUCACGCACGCGCUCAAGCCGCCGCCCGAGGAGCGCCUCAUA
Brenthis ino (lesser marbled fritillary) is the source of this 4731-nucleotide messenger RNA. The record is from the annotation of a GenBank genome assembly. NCBI's taxonomy places the organism in Eukaryota, Metazoa, Arthropoda, Insecta, Lepidoptera, Nymphalidae.